AUGGUUCAUUCUAAAAUGGAAAAAGCCAUACCCGAUUCAGCUGCUACAACCAAUAAUUUUCCAUUACUAAAUGGAAAUGCUAAUAUGGAAAAGGAUAUGUGUAUACCAGAGAAAAGGCAGGACCAGGGAAUUGAGAAUAGCCUGUACAACCAGUACGAGGAGAAGGUGCGCCCCUGUAUCGACCUUAUCGACUCACUGCGGGCCCUGGGCUUGGAACAGGAUCUGGCACUGCCUGCCAUUGCUGUCAUCGGAGACCAGAGCUCGGGCAAGAGCUCGGUGCUGGAGGCUCUGUCGGGUGUUGCUUUACCCAGGGGCAGCGGUAUCGUUACAAGAUGUCCGCUGGUGCUGAAACUGAAAAAACUUGUGCAUGACGGUGAGUGGAGAGGGAAGGUCAGUUACCAGGACUUUGAGACCGACAUUUCAGACCCUUUGGAAGUGGAAAAGGAAGUAAAUAAAGCCCAGAACGCUAUUGCUGGGGUAGGAAUGGGGAUCAGUCACGAGCUCAUUAAUCUGGAGAUCAGCUCCCCAAACGUCCCGGAUCUGACCUUGAUUGACCUUCCUGGUAUAACCAGGGUGGCUGUGGGCAAUCAGCCAGCUGACAUUGGACGACAGAUCAAAAUGCUCAUUAAAAAGUACAUCCAGAAGCAGGAGACAAUCAACUUGGUUGUAGUGCCCAGUAAUGUAGACAUUGCAACCACGGAGGCACUCAGCAUGGCCCAGGAGGUGGACCCUGAUGGAGACAGGACCAUAGGCAUCUUGACUAAGCCUGACCUGGUGGACAAAGGCACAGAAGACAAGGUGGUGGAUGUGGUGCGCAACCUCAUCUGCCACCUGAAGAAGGGCUACAUGAUUGUCAAGUGCCGAGGCCAGCAGGACAUCCAGGACAGGCUGAGCCUGGCUGAAGCUCUGCAGAGAGAGCAGGACUUCUUUGAGGACCAUGACCAUUUUAGGGUUCUUCUGGAGGAAGGAAAGGCCACUAUUCCAUGCCUGGCAGAGAGACUCAGCACUGAACUCAUCGCACACAUCUGCAAAUCUCUGCCCUUGUUAGAAAAUCAAAUAAAGGAGAGUCACCAGAAAAUAACCGCAGAGUUACAAAAGUAUGGUGUCGACAUCCCAGAGGAUGAAAAUGAGAAAAUGUUCUUUCUGAUAGACAAAAUCAAUGCAUUUAUUCAGGAUAUCCUUGCUUUAGUGCAAGGAGAAGAGUCAGUAGGGAAGGAUGAGUGCCGGCUGUUCACUAAAAUCCGACAUGAGUUCUCUAGAUGGAAUUCUGCCAUUGAAGAGAGUUUUCAGAAAGGUUAUGAAACUAUGUGUCAGGAAAUCUGGAAGUUUGAAAAUCAGUAUCGUGGCAGAGAGCUGCCUGGCUUUGUGAAUUAUCGGACAUUUGAGACCAUUAUAAAACAGCAAAUGAGAGAACUGGAAGAACCUGCUGUGGAUAUGCUUCACACAGUGACUGAUAUGGUCCGGACUGCCUUCACUAAUGCUUCAGAAAAAAAUUUUGAUGAAUUUUUUAAUCUGCACAGAGUAGCCAAGUCCAAACUUGAGGACAUUAAACUAGAACAAGAGAAGGAAGCUGAGAAGACCAUCCGACUGCACUUCCAGAUGGAGCAGAUUGUCUACUGCCAGGAUGGAGUUUACAGGGGUGCACUGCAGAAGAUCAGGGAGAAGGAAGCAGAGGAAGAGAAGACAAAUAAAAAAGCAAACAGCCUAUACUAUCAACAGAUUUCUUCAUUGGACUCCUCCAAGGCAGAAAUCUUUCAGCACCUGCUCGCUUACCAAAAGGAGGCCAGCAACCGCAUCUCCAACCACAUCCCUCUGGUCAUCCGGUUCUUCAUCCUGCAGAUGUACAGCCAGCAGCUGAAGAACAGCAUGCUGCAGCUGCUACAGGACAAAGAUACUUACAGCUGGCUCCUGAGGGAGCGCAGUGACACCAGUGACAAGAGGAGGUUCCUGAAGGAGCGGCUGGCGCGGCUGGCCCAGGCUAGGCGCCGCCUGGCCAAGUUCCCUGGUUAA
Molecule: messenger RNA, 2010 nt
Organism: Orycteropus afer afer
Lineage: Eukaryota; Metazoa; Chordata; Mammalia; Tubulidentata; Orycteropodidae
Gene: MX1
Product: MX dynamin like GTPase 1
Exons: 13
Coding region: 1-2010 (669 amino acids)
Biological process (GO): defense response to virus
Cellular component (GO): microtubule; nucleus; membrane
Molecular function (GO): microtubule binding; GTP binding; GTPase activity
Source: RefSeq, a predicted model, not a curated record